Rhinopithecus roxellana (golden snub-nosed monkey) is the source of this 2119-nucleotide messenger RNA. It is a transcript of the gene IFNGR1, whose product is annotated as interferon gamma receptor 1. The transcript is spliced from 7 exons. Gene Ontology annotation, biological process: type II interferon-mediated signaling pathway. Gene Ontology annotation, cellular component: membrane. NCBI's taxonomy places the organism in Eukaryota, Metazoa, Chordata, Mammalia, Primates, Cercopithecidae. The record is from RefSeq and is a predicted model, not a curated record. Bases 99 to 1568 code for a protein of 489 amino acids. Gene Ontology annotation, molecular function: cytokine receptor activity; cytokine binding.
CCCCGGUGACGGAAGUGACGCAAGGCGGAGGCUGGAGGGCCGCGCGGGGCCCGGCCCGCAGUAGCUCUGGGUUGGAGCCGGCGUCCGUCGGUAGCAGCAUGGCUCUCCUCUUUCUUCUGAUCCUUGUCAUGCAGAGUGUGAGCAGGGCUGAGAUGGUCACCGCGGAUCUGGGGCAGUCCUCAGUGCCUAUACCAACUAAUGUUACAAUUGAGUCCUAUAACAUGAACACCAUCGUAUAUUGGGAGUACCAGAGCAUGCCACAGGUCUCUGUUUUUACUGUAGAGGUAAAGAACUAUGGUGUUAAGAAUGCAGAAUGGAUUGAUGCCUGCAUCAAUAUUUCUCAUCAUUAUUGUAAUAUUUCUGAUCAUGUUGGUGAUCCAUCAAAUUCUCUUUGGGUCAGAGUUAAAGCCAGGGUUGGACAAAAAGAAUCUGCCUAUGCAGAGUCAAAAGAAUUUGCUGUGUGCCGAGAUGGAAAAAUUGGACCACCUAAACUGGAUAUCAGAAAGGAGGAGAAGCAAAUCAUGAUUGACGUAUUUCACCCUUCAGUUUUUGUAAAUGGAGAAGAGCAGGAAGUCGAUUAUGAUCCAGAAACUACCUGUUACAUUAAGGUGUACAAUGUGUAUGUGAGAAUGAAUGGAAGUGAGAUCCAGUAUAAAAUACUCACGCAGAAGGAAGAUGAUUGCGACGAGAUUCAGUGCCAGUUAGCGAUUCCAGUGUCCUCACUGAAUUCUCAGUACUGUGUUUCAGCAGAAGGAGUCUUACAUGUAUGGGGUGUUACAACUGAAAAGUCAAAAGAAGUUUGUAUUACCAUUUUCAAUAGCAACAUAAAAGGUUCUCUUUGGAUUCCAGUUGUUGCUGCUUUACUACUCUUUCUAGUACUUAGCCUGGUAUUGAUCUGUUUUUAUAUUAAGAAGAUUAAUCCAUUGAAGGAAAAAAGCAUAAUAUUACCCAAGUCCUUGAUCUCUGUGGUCAGAAGUGCUACUUUAGAGACAAAACCUGAAUCAAAAUAUGUAUCACUCAUCACAUCAUACCAGCCAUUUUCCUUAGAAAAGGAGGUGGUCUGUGAAGAGCCGUUGUCUCCAGCAACAGUUCCAGGCAUGCAUACUGAAGACAAUCCAGGAAAAGGAGAGCAUACAGAAGAACUUUCUAGUAUAACAGAAGUGGUGACUACUGAAGAAAACAUUCCUGACAUGGCCCCGGGCAGCCAUCUGACUCCAAUAGAGAGAGAGAGUUCUUCACCUUUCAGUAGUAACCAGUCUGAACCCUGCAGCGUCGCUUUAAACUCCUAUCACUCCAGAAAUUGUUCUGAUAGUGAUCACUCCAGAAAUGGUUUUGAUACUGAUUCCAGCUGUCUGGAAUCACAUAACUCCUUAUCUGAUUCAGAAUUUCCCCCAAAUAAUAAAGGUGAAAUAAAAACAGAAGGACAAGAGCUCAUAACAGUAAUAAAAGCCCCCACCUCCUUUGGUUAUGAUAAACCGCACGUGCUAGUGGAUCUACUUGUGGAUGAUGGCCGUAAAGAGUCCUUGAUUGGUUACAGACCAACAGAAGGUUCCAAAGAAUUUUCAUGAGAUCAGCUAAGAUGCACCAACUUUGAAGUCUCAUUUUCCUGGACAGUUUUCUGCUUUAAUUUCAUGAAAAGAUUAUGAUCUCAGAAACUGUAUCUUAGUUGGUAUCAACCAAAUGGAGUGACUUAGUGUAGAUAAAAGUGUAAAGAGGAUGUGUGGCAUUUUCAAUUUUGGCCUGAAAACUACAAAGACUUUUUUUUUUUUAAACAAAAAAAAGUAAUUUAUGACCCUUUACAUCCAGAUAGGUUAGCAGUAACAAGGAACAGUAUCCAGUACUCCUUGUUCCUAGGUGAGCAGGUGAUGCCCCAGGGACCUUUGUAGCCACUUCACUUUUUUUCUUUUCUCUGCCUUGAUAUAGCAUAUGUUUUUGUAAGUUUUAUGCAUACAGUAAUUUUAAGUGGUUAAUUUCAGAAGAAAUUCUGUAAGCUUUUCAAAAUUGGACUUAAAAUCUAAUUCAAACUAAUAGAAUUAAUGGAAUAUGUAAAUAGAAACAUGUAUAUAUUUUUUAUGAAACAUUACAGUUAGAGAUUUUUAAAUAAAGAAUUUUAAAACUC